Molecule: messenger RNA, 1246 nt
Organism: Fopius arisanus
Lineage: Eukaryota; Metazoa; Arthropoda; Insecta; Hymenoptera; Braconidae
Gene: HemK2
Product: HemK methyltransferase 2
Exons: 1
Coding region: 27-674 (215 amino acids)
Biological process (GO): methylation
Cellular component (GO): eRF1 methyltransferase complex
Molecular function (GO): nucleic acid binding; S-adenosylmethionine-dependent methyltransferase activity; protein methyltransferase activity
Source: RefSeq, a predicted model, not a curated record
UUAAAUAACUCAAAUAUCAGUGAAAAAUGGAAACUCCAAUAGUUAAACUAUCUGAUCUCGAUGCUGAGACAGUUUACGAGCCCUCGGAGGACUCGUUUCUGUUGAUAGACAGCCUCGAGACGGAUUUGAAGAAAUUUGAAAAGGUGAAACCAAAUAUUUGCAUGGAGAUUGGCAGUGGCUCUGGGGUUGUCAUAACAGCUCUGGCAAUGGCGUUCAAACGAAACAAUUGGCCUGGCCAUUUUAUAGCAAUUGACAUCAAUCCGGAUGCUUGCAGAGUUACUAAAAAUACGAGUAUUAUUAAUUCAACGAAUGUUGAUAUCAUUCGCAUGGAUUUAGUAUCGUCAUUGAAGGCUAAUCAUUUAAUCGAUAUACUUAUAUUUAAUCCACCGUACGUUGUAACUGAGUCUAGUGAGAUUUUUGAUGAUAGGCUCAUUAGUAAGACGUGGGCUGGGGGAAGAGAUGGGCGGGAGGUAAUGGAUCGAUUGUUUUCGGUGGUACCGAAUUUAUUGUCGAGUCGGGGAAUCUUCUAUUUGGUUGUUAUCAGGGAGAACAAGCCGAGUGAUAUUAUAGAUAUUUUUGAAGGGCUUGGUAUGAGUGGAGUUAUAGCUAUGGAGAGAAGGGUGCGGGGAGAGCACCUGUAUAUUCUUAGAUUUGUGAAAAAUUCAACGCAGUGAUGAUGUAGAGUUCGUUUUACAACUUCACAUGUCAUUCGGCUCGGCAUCAUUCAAGUGUUUAUAAUUCUAAUUACUAUUCCCAAUAGUGGAGAUAUAAAUAUUCUAUUUUUGAAUUUCCAUCUCUCCGUUUAUUGUACAUAAUUUUUUAUCAUUUACAAUAGAGUCCCGUUGUAGUCGCGGGUAUGGGGAUAUAGGGGAAGAGAAUUCGGAGAGUUCGACUAUAUAUUCAACCUCCCCCACCACGCGCUCGCAGCGAUCGCAAACUGAAUUUUUUCAUAGCAAUUUCGAAUAUGAGGGAAAUUUAUUUUUCGGCCUUAUUUUGCCUGGAAUUCAGUUCCUCUCCAGAAGGACCAGUAAAUUCUUUACAUCUUGGAGCCCGAGGUAGUAAAGUCGGGUGCCGAACGAUUAGAUGCGACUAUAACGGCAUUUUACUGUAUUUAUUUCCAUUUUCAUGUCGACGUUCCAAUGGAUUUACGGUAUUUAUGACGUAAUUGAAAUGAUGUGUGAAUGGAAAAUUCAAUACUUUCUUUUUUCAUUUUAUCAAAAUUAUAAAAUAAGAAAUACAUCAUGUA